Molecule: messenger RNA, 3084 nt
Organism: Neoarius graeffei (lesser salmon catfish)
Lineage: Eukaryota; Metazoa; Chordata; Actinopteri; Siluriformes; Ariidae
Product: rho-related GTP-binding protein RhoN-like
Exons: 5
Coding region: 226-912 (228 amino acids)
Biological process (GO): small GTPase-mediated signal transduction
Molecular function (GO): GTPase activity; GTP binding
Source: RefSeq, a predicted model, not a curated record
GCGUGAGAGUGGAGGAGGAGGACAGCGCGCGCUCCUUCACGGUGAACAGCGCGUGGCGAUGUGACAGGAAACAAAACGCACGCACGCGCACACACCUCAGGAUUAAAAGCGCACCGACGGGACGUGACGUUGAGGUCUGUUUGCUUUGUUUGUCCUGCGCGUGCGGGGUUAACGCAGUGCCCGUGACUCACGCGCUGCUCCUCGGGAACGGCUUGUUGCUUGGUGAUGAGUUCAGCGAUGGAGAGUCGGGUCGCGCGCCGCUGUAAGAUCGUAGUGGUGGGAGACUCGCGCUGCGGGAAAACCGCGCUGCUGCACGUGUUCGCCAAGGACUCCUAUCCAGAUAGCUACGUGCCGACUGUAUUCGAGAACUACACAGCGAGCUUUGAGAUCGACAAGCGCCGCAUCGAGCUCAACAUGUGGGACACGUCAGGCUCACCGUACUAUGACAACGUACGGCCAUUGGCUUAUCCGGACUCGGAUGCUGUUCUCAUCUGCUUCGACAUCAGCAGACCAGAGACACUGGACAAUGUGUUAAAGAAGUGGCAGGGUGAGACACAGGAGUAUUGUCCCAAUGCAAAGGUUGUGUUAGUGGGCUGUAAGCUGGACAUGAGGACGGACCUGAACACACUGCGAGAGCUGUCCAAACUCAGACUGAUCCCUGUCACACACGAACAGGGCAGUUCUCUGGCGCGGCAGAUCGGCGCCGUAGCUUACGCAGAGUGCACGUCCAAAAACUCAGAGGACAGUGUGCGGGACGUUUUACACAUCGCCACGGUAACCUCCGUCGGUAACACCCAGCGACUGAAGCGCACCGGAUCACGGCGAGGCCUCAAACGCGCGUCCCAGAAUCCUCAGCACUCCGAGAUCCUGGAGCGACGCAAAGACCGAGCAAAGAGCUGCACGCUGAUGUAGGGGUCGUGACCCCAUGACCUCUUGGUCUACAACAAGAACUCGCUUUAUAUUUAGUUUGAUUUUUUUUUUUUUGAGCAUUAAUUUUGAUAUUGAUAGUCAGGGUGUAAGUUACAGACGCUCGAGAGCAGAUGUAUUUAUUGACUUUAUUUUUUUAGCACUGGAUUCGGUAAUGAAACCACAACUUUUUUUAAACGUGUGUGUACAUAUAAUUACUUUCUUUUUUUUCUUUUUGGAAGCCUUGAUGUAUUACUAUUACUUCAAUAUAUUUAUUAACGUCUGUGUUAUUUUGGCUUUUUUUUUUUUUGAGAAGGAGGUUGAUACUAAAAGGACUAAGAAAGUGUAUAAAUAUUUUUGUGUUGACUCGGGACGGCCGUGCUGAUGCAGGGGGACAGACUUUACUGAUUUAUUACAUUUUUAUUGUUAAUUUAGUUUCUUGUUUGUUUGGGUUUUUUUACAUCUUUUUGCUGAUGAGCUUGAGACUCGAAGGAGAAGAAAUUUCGACAUCUCAAAAGCCCAGAGUAAAUCUCCAGAUUAAACUGUUGGACAAAAAUAACAAAAACUGAGAUUUAAUGGACUUUUAUGUUCAUGCUUCAUGUCACUUUGGCAGCUUCCUGCAUGCUGAUGUGUGAAUCUACACAAAGUUUAAUUCCUGUUUUUGUUGUUUGGUUUGUUACUCAGUGAUCUGAUCAUGUAGGGGCUCAAGACGCACUUUAUUUUUUAUUAUUCCUCUUUAUAUCACUGUAUUACAGUUGGGUUUUUCACUGUUGGAGACAGACACAUGGGCAGGACAAUUGGAAAUACACUGGCCACUUUAAUAGGAACUCGUUCUCGAUUCUUCCUGUUCUUGGCUACAGGAGUGGAACCUAGUGUUCUUCUGCUGUUGCACGCUGAGAUGCUUUUCUGCUCACCACGGUUGUAAAGAGUGAUUAUAUGAAUUACUAUAUCCUUCCUGGCAAAAAAGCUCAAACCAAUCUGGCCAUUUUCCUCUGAGCUCUCUUAUCAACAAGCCCUUUGUUUCCACCCACAGAACUGUCGCUCACUCACUCAGUGUUGUUUUUUGUUUUUCGCACCAUUCUGUGUAAACUCUACAGACUGUUGUGUGUGAAAACCCCAGGAGAUCAGCAGUUUCUGAAAUACUCAAACCAGUCCAUCUGACACUAACACCCAUGCCACAGUGAAAGUCGCACUUUGAGAUCCCAGUUUUUCCCAUUCUGAUGUUUGAAGUGAACAUUAACUGAAGCUCUUGAUUUGUAUCUGCAUGAUUUUAUGCAUCAAGGUAUUGGCUGAUUAGAUAACUGUAUAAAACAGCAGGUGGGUGGGUGUUCCUAAUAAAGUGGGCAGUAAGUGUAUUUUAUAGGUUAUAUAAAAAUAAGGAAAUAUACGUUGGAACCAUUUCUUUUUAUUUUGGUUAAAUUGUUUUGGGGAAGUUCAAAAAAAUAUAUUUAGUGAAUGUUUUUUUAACCUCCAUGCAAGUGUAAAAGAAAUACCGUAUUAUAAUAAAGAAACAAUACAAAACGUCAAGGAAAAUCUAGAAAAGGAAGCUGGUCUGUGACAUCAUUUCCUGUUUUCCUGCUGAAAAGACUUUAUUUAGGACUAAAGAGAUGAAAAGGAAUCAUUUUUGUUUGACAGAAACACCUGAGAUUUGCUGUCGCGAGGUUGUUACAGAUGGUAAAGAUGCAAGCGUUCAUAUGGAAUCUCUCACACACGAUUGGACAAUAGGAAACUGGUGGUCUGUGAUGCAACUUCCUCUUUUGUAAACGUCUCCACACCUUGAUUUGAUUAAGGAUGUACAGUAUUCCAGGACUGUAGCACAAAAGUCUCAUUUUCUUUAACCAAAAUAAACUCGUUCACAUUUUGAAGGUGUGCAAAAAGCAGGAGUUUGUGUUUGAUGAUUGUCAGUGCUGUGAUGUCAUUUCCUGUCUGAAGAAACCCUUUGUACUGAAAUGACUGAUCAUGACACAAAAUGAACACACACACACACAAAUGUAGUACGAAACUACAUUUUAACAGAACUGAAGGUUUGCCUCUGGAUGUUGUGAAAUUUCAAUCAACAAAUAAAUAAAUAAAACAAUGAGCGCGCAGGAUGAACACAGCAUGAGUGUUUAACACUGCAGCUUCAAACAAUUCUCAUAAUUUAUCAUUGUGUGACUGAAAUAAAAUUGUUGUUGCGCA